This is a messenger RNA of Ixodes scapularis (black-legged tick), 1428 nucleotides long. Its product is annotated as poly(A) RNA polymerase, mitochondrial-like. Lineage: Eukaryota; Metazoa; Arthropoda; Arachnida; Ixodida; Ixodidae. The record is from RefSeq and is a predicted model, not a curated record. The annotation marks the transcript as partial. Gene Ontology annotation, molecular function: poly(A) RNA polymerase activity. Gene Ontology annotation, biological process: mitochondrial mRNA polyadenylation. The transcript is spliced from 2 exons.
CGAAGAAGUUCCUUGCUGUUACAACCUUGUUUGUUUUCAGGAAAGAAAGGGUGGAGCGAAAAGAAUUUGGGGACCAAUGCUCUCGUGAAGCACAGGCAGGCCUUACAAAACAAGAAUGGCGAAACCUUUGAGGAACUGCUGGUCAGCUUCUUCGAGUACUACUCCUCGGUGGACUUCAAGUCCAAGUCCAUCUCCCCGUACACGGGCCAGCUGUUGGAGAAACCGGACUACUCCGCCAUCCACAUCCAGAACCCCCUCGACCGGCAGCUGAACGCCAGCCGCAACGUCGGCGCUCCGGACCUCCGCAAGCUGCAGAGUCACAUGGGUGGCGCGCUCGCGGCGCUCGAAGAGGCCUGCCGCGGGAUCACACAAGAGGUGCCCUGGGGCAUCGCGGCACUCCUGGGCGACGGCAAGCCGCACGGAAACAGGAGGGUCGAACAGGCGCACCGCAGGUUUCAGGUUCAGGAACUCUUUCAGGAGGGCAAAGGGGCACCCAAAACGAGCUAUGUCGUAGAGGCGACCGCCGCGGGGGUGAAAGGAGCGAGCUGAGCGGGCCUUUCAAGAACGGUGGCCUCAGACUAAAUGCCUACGCUUGGAGCGACGUCGGACUCAUUGUUACGUUCUGCCGUGAGGAAACUCCGGGGACUUCGAAGGAAGUACGAAAGGUGCUAUAGUCACUGGCAGGAUGAGAACAGUAAAGAGGUCCUUCCAGCUCCAACUCUUCAGCAUCUCGCGAGCCUCAAGCGCGCUCACAUUAGCCACAGUUCGGCAGAAGAAAACGUGCGCAUGCUGGAGGCAGGGCACCCAAAAGAGUAGCCCUGCCAUUCUCGUCUUGUCGGAGACUAUGAAUGGCUCGGAGUGAACUUGCGAGGAGGUUUCUUCCAACAGUUAUUGCUAAGGUGCGAAUGUCGUCGGCAGAGGUCAUUGUUUUUCUAUCUUUCGUGAGAGCUCGUGGGGAAGUUUGGCGAGACUCAUACAAAUGUCCGUCAUAUUUCGAGAAAAAAGGCUCUUCAAAUCGAUGCUAAAAAUGGUUGCGAAGCAAUAACAAAAAGUCUAUUCUAGCCUGCCACGGUGAAUGUAAGAUAUGCACUUCAAGUUCACAAAGAUCUUGUUUUUAUGAAGAUGGUAAUUUCGUACGGUAUUGCAGUCCCUGCUGCCGAGUGGAUGGCGGGGAUGGUUAAAAGAAUUUACCCAGAAGUGUUGGAGAAGGGACACACAUCAUUAACUGCAAAGAAUUAGGGAAAGGGGGAGGAAGUGGGCGUAAGGGGAUAGACAAGGCGAGACAAGUGUAUAUUAAGUUCACACAUUGGGAUACUGUAGAGAAAACAUUACAAUUCUUAGGUUUAUGCCAGAUGCCACCACUACAGAAAACUCGAGAACCAGGAAUGUUUCACCUGUGGCUUUUUAUUUAUAGGUCAUUAAAUAAAU